CUCGCUGCGCUCAAGUGUUGUCUAUUCGUGGAGUGCAAUUUUCCGCCAUGGGGACUGUCAGGCUACCGAAGGCAUCUUCGGGUGGUCCCUCAGUGUGGCUCUACGCACUCCUGCUCUUCGGGACGCUUCCUAAAGUACGUGGAGAUGGAAACGAGCCAGAGAGAAGCCUCGACAGAAUAGAAUUCCUGUACUUCAAGAUUUCGAAGACCUGCAACGGCAGUGAAGUGCCUGGUCAGCCAUACCUCUUUCACCUGGCAUUGGCUGAAGGGGACGAGAUCCCACUGGAAAUGAAGGCCGCCUUCUUCGAUGACACGUGCCAACCGCCAGGACCCGCUGGGGGUUCUUCAGUUUACCUUCGCGAGUACGAAGUUUUUCAGAUUGCAUUCGUGGGCACAGACGGCUAUUAUACUCAAGUCGACAUCGGACCAUAUGGCCACUAUUUGGUGACUCUUGGAAACAUCGCUGGAAGCACAUUGAAGAUGGACCUGACCCUGUCGUACGCGACGAACGUGGACCGCUACCGGAGCGUCUGGCGUGCAUCGGUGCGCAUCCCGGUCGCGUACUUGCCGCCCGGCGUGGCAACCCUCAAUGCCUGGGCGCGACACGGUCGGCCAAGCGCGCGCCACGAACUUGCCUUGUACCCGCCACCACCAGGGUCCACGUGCAAGCUUGACUCCACCACUGUGAAGACUUUCGGCGAGCUCGAGAUCAAGCGCAUCUGCGCCAAGUAUGAACCCAAGAGGCUGUCUCACACCUGGAAGAGGGCCUUCGAAGACUACUACUGGGCAUCAUCCUGCACGGCUCGACCAGCUACGGCUCUGCUUUUUGUUUGUCUGCUGGGUCAUGGAGUGCGGCGACUCAAGUAAUUCACCAGACAAGCGUACUUGUCCCGGCGUUGGCUAAAACGAUAUCCACUGUUAGAGCCCUCCUGACAGAUUUAAGCUUUCAUUUUCAAGUGAACCCCUGCAGGACUCUGCUCGGGCGGACUAUGUGAUGCAAAUGCCACUGGAAGAACAGCCAUACGUGCUGAGGACUUCCACGGAUACAAAAGGCUGUCCGCCUUCACGGACGUGUCAUCUUAUGUCUUAUGCGUAAAAGGGUGGAAGUAAUGAUUAGCUGUCAUUUGUGUUUGAUAAUAAAACUGCUAAGCCUGA
This is a messenger RNA of Dermacentor silvarum, 1154 nucleotides long. Its product is annotated as UPF0462 protein C4orf33 homolog. Bases 48 to 866 code for a protein of 272 amino acids. Lineage: Eukaryota; Metazoa; Arthropoda; Arachnida; Ixodida; Ixodidae. The transcript is spliced from 9 exons. The record is from RefSeq and is a predicted model, not a curated record.